Molecule: messenger RNA, 3074 nt
Organism: Xiphophorus hellerii (green swordtail)
Lineage: Eukaryota; Metazoa; Chordata; Actinopteri; Cyprinodontiformes; Poeciliidae
Gene: orai2
Product: ORAI calcium release-activated calcium modulator 2
Exons: 3
Coding region: 554-1354 (266 amino acids)
Biological process (GO): store-operated calcium entry
Cellular component (GO): membrane
Molecular function (GO): store-operated calcium channel activity
Source: RefSeq, a predicted model, not a curated record
UAUUUUAAAAAACAAAUUACUCUUUUUUAUUAUUAUUAUUUGGGAAAAGUCCGUUUCCAAACAGGUUUGUAUUUGUUUCCAACAGAGACCGGCCAUAAACCGGCCAUUUACAAUAUGGCGGAGGUGCUGACGUAUCGUUCCCUAGACCAAUGAGGCCCCUGCUUUUGCUCUACGUCAGGUUUUCGUCUACGUUUGUGUGUUCUUUUAUUUUGAAAGCACCACACAAAACCGGAAACCAUGAGUUUUGCAGCUUUCCUUUUCUGUUCAGUCCCACCCGAAAUCAUCCGAACCUUAGCGACCGGGUUUCAGGUGGCAGUGCGGAAGGAAGUCUGCCUUUUCGCUGUGGGUUCAGACAUUAAACUGACUGAACGUGAAUUUUUUUUACUGCAGAAGCAGAAAAACGGGCAGUCGUUGCCUGCAGAAAAAGACGUUAACCGGUGAACUAAACCCUGGUCGGACCUGCGGGAUAUUCUACUUUCUCUAACAGCGUGGAGACAAGACUGUGGUUCAGUUUAUAUCUGAGGUUCCGAAGGCACCUUUGUGAACAGGCGCCAUGAGCCGGGAGCUGAACGUGCAGAUGGGCUCCCCGGUCCCCGGGCUCUCUGAGCCGCCGCCUCCUGACAACGGGGGCAUGGACUACAGGGACUGGGUGCGGCGCAGCUACCUGGAGCUGGUCAGCUCCAACCACCACUCAGUCCAGGCCCUGUCCUGGAGGAAGCUCUACCUGAGCCGGGCCAAGCUGAAGGCCAGCAGCCGCACCUCCGCCCUGCUCUCUGGCUUCGCAAUGGUGGCCAUGGUGGAGGUGGAGCUGGAUUCGAAGUACAGCUACCCUCGAGAGCUGCUCAUCUCCUUCGCCGUGUGCACCACGGUGCUGGUGGCCGUUCACCUCUUCGCCCUGCUCAUCAGCACCUGCAUCCUGCCCAACGUGGAGGCCGUCAGCAACAUCCACAACCUCAACUCGGUCAGCGAGUCACCGCACGAGCGCAUGCACCACUACAUCGAGCUGGCCUGGGGGUUCUCCACGGCGCUGGGCAUCCUGCUGUUCCUGGCCGAGGUCGUGCUCCUCUGCUGGAUCAAGUUCCUGCCCGUCGACCGUGGCUCCAAGGACGACGCCAAGGAAUGCCCCACCAGCCCCAGCCCCACCAGCUCCAGCGCUCCGGCGAGCGGCUGGCAGGCGGCGCUGGCCUCCACCAUCAUCAUGGUCCCGGUGGGAAUCAUCUUCCUCAUCUUCACCAUCCACUUCUAUCGCUCCCUGGUGGGCCACAAGACGGAGCGCCACCACCAGGAGAUCGAGGAACUGCACAAGAUCAAGGUGCAGCUGGACGGCCAGGAGAGAGGCCUGCAGACGGUGUGAUGACGGGACUCACAGCGGCGCCACAGACUCCGCCAUGUUGGAUAUUUAUAGAGCUGGGCCUCAGACUGCCAAGUUCUUCUAAAGGGGAACGAUUUGGGAAUCCUGGCCUGAUCUGCAGACCUGUUGAGGUCAAAACUAUAAAAAGUUUACAGACAACAAAAAGGGCUAUUGCUUACCAAAAUGCACUUUGCCUCUGAUUUACAAUGGUAGCUUCAUAUGGAAAUGAGCAACUUCCUGUUUUCAUCUCGUCUUAUCAGUGGAAUCUUUCAGGAUUUGACUUGCAGCUUCUGUUCGAACCAACCUAGUUUUCAUGCUCAGCCAAAGAGAGUUCUCAUUUAGUCAGGUGGGCUUUUAGUUGGAUUAACCAUAAUCUGUGAUGGAAAAAGUGAUGCCAAAGCUCCUCGCCUGCUUCCAUUCAGAAACAAUGUUACAUUUCCAUGGUGUCCAAAAUGACGGUGCCCUCUAGGGGACAUGGAGGAAUUAUUAUCUUUUGCGAUCUCUUCUAAUAAUAUCACAGCAUAAAUGGGCCAUUAUAGCUGGAAAAAAGGGAGUAAAUUUAUGCCAGAACACUUGUAUGAUGGCACUAACACGCCAUCAUACAAUAAUGUAUUUGCUAGUCGUUUCAUGCAGCAUCUUGAAUACUUAAAGCCUUUCUGCUACUACUAGUAAGACAUUUACUUGUAUGUUAAUAUCUCCUUUGAGAUCUCUGAAGUUUUUGAUAUAUUUUUUUCUUUAAGAUAGAAACACUUCAAACUUGUGUGCAAAAUGCCAGAAUAAAACAGGUCAGACAUGAAGUGUCAAUCUUUACUCUAAAGGAUAAACGCAACAGAAACUUUCAGUGAGAAAUAAAUAAAUAAAUCCAAAUUAUUUAGACUAUUUUGGAGUGGUUUAGACAAAAAAAACUAAAAAAUACAAUAAGCAUAGCCCAAAUUCCUUUUUCCUUCCACUUAAUUUUACUUCAACUUGUUUGCAUAAACCAGUCUUUGAACAGCCAUCUUCAUUUUCAGGAAUGUCUGAUGUGAUAUUUAAAAUUUUUAGAACGCAAAUUGUGGGUUUUUAUUGACUGUAAGUCAGAAUCAUCAAAGUUAGAGAAAUGAAUGCGGGUUGUGAAUAAUUUAGUUUCUUUUUUUUUUUUUUUCAUUCUCUGAAAAUGAAAUGUUUACUUCCUGUUCUCUCAUCAUCAGUUGAGUGUUUCUCUUUUGCAAGGUUCUGCAAGGUGGCUGAUUCAGACAGAUACGUCUAUAUAACUUUUAAAAAGAUGCAUUAACUUAUCCCACAGCUGACUGACUUCACUGUGCUUUUAUAGUUUCUGAAAGUUUCUUCUGUUGCCUGUUACAAAGGAAAGAAACCCGCCUGGAUGCUGUUUGAAAUGCUUCAGUAUCUGAACUUGUUCCUAUUGCCUUACAGAAAAACUGCCUUGAGUUUGCUGGAUGAACUGUUUAUAUUUUAUUUUAUUUUUUUAAGGAACAUGAACCAAAUUAUUGUCACAUUCCAAAAAAAAAAAAAACACGACAGACCAAAGUGCCGUUCAGUUCAUUUUUAUUUAAUUUUUUUUGUUGUCAGAAGAAAAAAAAAAAGUGCACUUUUUCUAUUUUUCUGUUCUGUAAAGUCAUAAGUAACUUGAUCCGUUUGUUUCAUGCCUGUGGACCCUGCUGGGUUCUGCAGAGGUCACGGGUCGGAACCUGGAAUGUACCGCUCAAUAAAACAAAGGUCAAUGUUU